This is a messenger RNA of Plenodomus lingam JN3, 141 nucleotides long. NCBI's taxonomy places the organism in Eukaryota, Fungi, Ascomycota, Dothideomycetes, Pleosporales, Leptosphaeriaceae. The record is from RefSeq and is a predicted model, not a curated record.
AUGUCUGCAACAUCAAGCGAAAUUGUGGCUCUCGAUCGGAUUUCCUCACUCUCAGAUCAGAAAUCACUUCGUAGUGAUGACGUAUAUGCAGAAGAGCAUCAAGACAAAACCGAAAUGGGCCGCCAGAUGCAACAUGACUGA